CAAAUAAUGUUUUUUGACUUCACACAAGGUUUAAAAUCCUAUUAUAAUCCAAAGGUAGUGUGAAAUACAUUUACACGUUUCUCAUGAAUGUAUGUUUUUUUUGUGUUUUCAGAGAACUCCCCCGUGUUCAGUAAUCAAAUUGCACGCAUUGCCCUUGUGUGGCAAUGUUUGCAAACACAGAAAGAUGUCUAUACCACCGUAGUUAACCUAACAACCGCUUUUCACCCAAUCACUCUCUCAGGUGAAGGACAUCUCAUUGGAGGCCACAGGAGCUUUGUGAAGCCAGCAGGACACAAUAUGUGGAAUGAUGACCAACCAAUUACUGUUGAUGAGGCGAGUGGAUCCUCAACCCAGCACGUUGUCGUGAUAGAGUCUGCAGAUGCAAGUCCUGGGUUCAAGCUAGAGAGGUCUGAAGGAGACGAGGACCCACGGCACAGCAGAAACUUUCAGACUGGAGUCGAGGACCCUACCACCACCCCAGCGCAGCCCAGGACCCGACGCAGCAUCACGGAGGUCAGUGGAACGCUGAACGCCGUCCUCAAGUCAAAGACAGACACCAAGACGUUAACUGUAACACACAGUCUCUUACACACAGGACCUGACCAAAUAUCAGAUCCAGGUCUGGGGAGACUGGGCUGUCCUCCUGCUCCCGGCUCAGACUAUUUACCAGUAUUUCAUCAGAGCCAGAGGCCUGUUCAUUCCCGUGGAGAUGGGGAUGGUGACAAGUUAGACACUGGUAGUGAUGAGCCUGCUUGUUCUUACACCACAGAGAAGGACCCUGGCAACAUGCCCCUGGGUUUAGAGACACAGACUGAUCUGUCUAUAGGGGCCUGGAAUCAGUACAGUAGUACUGUAUACUCUGAAGGGUACUUAGAUAAGAAAGGGGAGGGGCUUGUCAUAAAUGAAGUGACUGUGAAAUUGGAAGGCGACGUUCCUUCCACAUGGAAUGCAGAUAAUCACCUAGGAGAAGGACACUCGCAGGGCAGAGAUUUUUUAGACUACAGGGAAAGCUUAGAGACAAAUCCAAAUGUUGCGACCCACUCCCCUUUACACACACUCAGUGAUCGAGACCCCGUGUCCACGUCGAUGGGAUCUUCAGAUUCACACGGCCAUGUCUUUUUCGAUCAGGUAUUGAACUCAAACAACAGGGCUAAAGCCCAGGGUCGGGGAGGGGGAGCCACAUCAGGCAAUAGUAAAGAGAAACGGUUCCUCUGCAUGUUCUGUAACAAAGGCUUCAGCUGCCCCCAGAAGGUGGAGAUCCACCAAAGGGUCCACACAGGGGAGAAACCAUUCAGCUGCACCCAGUGCCACAUGCGCUUCACCGAGGCUGGCACCCUGAAGCGGCACCAGAGGGUCCACACAGGGGAGAAACCUUACAGCUGCCCCCAGUGCGAGAAGAGGUUCUCCCGCCAGGACAAACUGAAGAGGCAUCUGAAGGUCCACACGGGAGAGAGGCCGUUCGCCUGUACGCACUGCGGGAAGAGGUUCUCAGAGAGGAGCUACCUCAGAAUACAUCAGGAGAAAACCCAUUCCACUCUAUAACAUAGAAAGUAACCAUUCCAUUUGAUAGCUUCUGACGUUUAGCUCAAAACCUGCAUUAAAGAGUGUUGGAAGUGCAAGGCAUUGUUCCACAUUGUGGAAUAUACACUGAGUGUAUAAAACAUUAGAAACACCUGCUCUUUCCAUGAAAUACACUGACCAGGUGAA
Molecule: messenger RNA, 1707 nt
Organism: Salvelinus sp. IW2-2015
Lineage: Eukaryota; Metazoa; Chordata; Actinopteri; Salmoniformes; Salmonidae
Source: RefSeq, a predicted model, not a curated record